Messenger RNA from Drosophila busckii, 1349 nucleotides. RefSeq names its product serine protease inhibitor 42Dd. The coding region runs from base 59 to 1255 and encodes 398 amino acids. Lineage: Eukaryota; Metazoa; Arthropoda; Insecta; Diptera; Drosophilidae. The record is from RefSeq and is a predicted model, not a curated record. The transcript has 4 exons. Gene Ontology annotation, molecular function: serine-type endopeptidase inhibitor activity.
AAGUAUAAUAUAUAUCAUAUCAUAAAAUCGUCGUAUAUAUAGCAAUUUGAGGCUGAACAUGACUCAAAUUGCGCUACAUUGCCUUUUACUUAGCUUGGCGCUUGUCUUUGGCCACUGCCAAGCGCGCACCGACUCCACCUCCGAUGCGGCCGUUAAUCGUAAUCUGCUCGCCGCCGAGCUGUACAAUGCGGUGGGCGCUGAGCGGCUGAACGAGAAUCUUGUCAUCUCGCCGGCGAGCAUACAAAGCUCCAUGGCCUUGGCGUUCUAUGGAGCCAAAGGUCAGACGGCCAUUGAGCUGAAGGAGGGCAUGCGCUUGGGCGUGGGCGAUGGCGAGCAGGUGGCUCAACGCAUCGGCAGCUUCCAGCAGCAGCUGACGCGGGAGAACAAUCUGCGGCUCGCCAACAAUAUUUAUAUCAAUGAGAAUCUGGAGUUCAAGGGCGCGUUUCGCGACAUGGCGCAGCGUCAAUUCGACUCGAACAUCGAUAAGCUGGACUUUCAUCCGCCGUACAACAAGCGCACCGCGGAGAACAUAAAUCGCAUUGUGGCGACCAAGACGAAUAAUCAGAUACAGCACAUAUUGAAGCCGGAGCUGCUCAACGAUCGCACCGAGGGCGUCAUAGUCAAUGGCAUUAGCUUUGCUGCGCCCUGGCAAAAGUCCUUUAAGCUUUCCAAGACGGAGCGUCGCAGCUUCCGCACUGGCAAUGGCCAGAGCGUGCAGGUGGACACCAUGUGGACGCACCAGAACUUUAACUACGCCGAGGUGCGCAGUCUGGACGCCAAAGUGGUGGAGCUGCCAUAUCAGAAUAAUCAGUUCUCCAUGCUCUUGCUGCUGCCCAAUCGCAAGGAUGGGCUGCGUGCUCUGCAGCAGAGUUUGGUGGGCAAGAAUCUGCUGAGCGAGCUCGGCGGCAUGAGCAUGCAUAAGGUGGAAGUGCUGCUGCCCAAAUUCAGCGUCACCUUUGGCGUCAGUCUGGAGCAGCCCUUCAAGCAGUUGGGCAUAACUACGAUGUUUACGCGUGAUGGCGACUUUGGCAACAUGUAUCGCAUGUUUGUCAGUCACUUCAUCAACGCCGUUGAGCACAAGGCGCAUGUCGAAGUGUCCGAGGGGGGCGUGGAGGAGCCCUUGGAAUCCGGCGUGCUCAAGAGUUUGUUCUCGCGCUCCAAGAAAUUCGAGGCCGAUCGUCCAUUCGUCUUUGCCAUCAAGCACAAAGACUCGAUUGUCUUCAUGGGCCACAUUGCCAACUAUGCCUACGUUUGAUUUCGAGUGGACCACCCUAGGCUCGCCUAAUUUAUGUAAAUUUCCAAAGCAAACAAAUAAAAUUUGUUAAUCAAUUGCAUGAAACAAAAGCAGA